Molecule: messenger RNA, 6377 nt
Organism: Diachasma alloeum
Lineage: Eukaryota; Metazoa; Arthropoda; Insecta; Hymenoptera; Braconidae
Product: receptor-type tyrosine-protein phosphatase S
Exons: 31
Coding region: 1-6072 (2023 amino acids)
Biological process (GO): protein dephosphorylation
Molecular function (GO): protein tyrosine phosphatase activity; protein binding
Source: RefSeq, a predicted model, not a curated record
AUGAAGCUCGUGUUGAUGCUACUCACAGUCUUUUCAUGGAAAAUUCAAGUUUCGUGUGAUCAAUUAUUUACCUUUCGUGGUCAGCACAUCAGGAAGAAUGGACGAUUCAGCGCGCAUCACGAGCGCGAAUCACGCCAGCUUGUCUGUAUCAGUGAUAAUCCGUCUGAUGCAAUGACUUGGAAUACUCCUCUUCAAUGGGUGGAUACUUUCCUGAAUUGGAAAGAAAAAAACAAUAUGACAGCUCCUGUCCUUUCGGAUAAUGGAAGAAAUAACAUUAUUAACUGCAAAUUCGAUGAUGAUUCUAAUCCAUGUUUCGGACGGUGGCGGCAGCAACCGCCCGGUGCCUGGAAAAUCGUGAAAUCUCUAGAAGAACCCAUGGGACCUGUUUUUGACAGUAGAUGGGAAGCUUUACAAGAGUAUUCGAUAGUGUCAAAAGUGUGGAUACCAUCUAAAUAUAUCACAACAUUCGGUGCAACUGGAGCCAUUGCAGUGUCUGUCCGAGGCGAAUCCAGAGCCCAUUUUUUUCUGUGCACAACCGUAAAUUAUCGGUCAAGUUUCUGCUAUUGGAUCAUUAUUGGAUUCUCUCAAGAAUCUAAUAGUAUUGCAACAGUACAAAGAUGUGAAUAUGACAUUAAUGAUGGGGGAAUUCCAAGGAGCAACUGGAGCAGCUGUUUCUAUUUGUCUGGCCGAAACUUUCAUCCUACACCACUGAGCAUCUAUGAGUGGAAAACUUUUGUCAUUAAAUGGCAAGAAACUGACUGGUCUAUCAAGAUAUAUGAUCCUUACAAAUUAGCUUCGUCGUUUUUUGAUCAUGAUCCAUUAUGGGAUCGCCAAGGUGGAGUUCGAACGUACAAAGUUUAUUGCCAUGUUAACGGAGACGAAAUCCCAAAGAACUAUCGCAUCCACGAGUAUUCUUAUACUCUAGUCAAGCAACCAGACGCUCAGUUGACUGCACAACUGCAAGGAAAUGGCACCGAUAGUUUCUGUGUUGAGUUGCUCAUAGGAUUGUGUUAUAAGUGUGACUUGGAAAUCAGCUUAUGGGAUGAAAGCCACAAUCUGUUGGAAACAAAUACAUUUUACGGUCAUGCCUUUCAGAAAGCUGAUCACGGUCUCCCGUUGUGGCAAAAUGUCAAAGUCAAUUUCACAAAUAUCAACCCUCAUUCAGUACCAAGCACCAUCACGUUAAUCACGAGAGUGUCGGAAACCGGUGAUAAUUUAAACUACCGCUGGGCGAUUGCUGAUAUCCAUGAGUGCUUGCCAGAAGGAACUGUCAAAAGAAUGACCCUGUUUGCGGUACAAGAAUGGUACGCAGGGAAGUAUUGGUGGCCUCACAUAAUUUGCCAGAAAUUUUCCCAGGAUGGUACCGGAUUACUUGCGGGGCCCAAUGGCAUUUCAAACAGUGUUUUUAAACCGCAAGGCUAUUCCAAGAACAAUGAGCUCUGUCCAAAAUUCUACUUCGGGCCUCACUGCGCAACAAAAUGCUCUACAUAUUUUGGAGGUGAUUGUGUUGGUGUCACAAUGUGCGAUCCUGGUUUUUGCUACUGCUCUCAAGGUGUAAGAGGAACAAAUUGUGAUGAAUAUUGCUAUGCGGGUUUUUACGGAUAUGGAUGCACGGAGACAUGUGGCAAUUGCCUUCAGCAGUCUAAUAAGCGCGGGCACUGCGACAGGUUUACUGGAAUGUGCGAUGCUUGCCGUUCCUCGACAAACAGAUAUUUCCUACCACCUUAUUGCAAAGAUGCCGUAGAUGCCCCAGGGAAACCAUUGGUCAAUUAUGUAACUGAAACGAGUGUCCGUUUAGAUAUUCCCAUGCUUGAGGAUUACAAAAAAAUCAAUGCCGCAUUCACAUUCAAUUUAGAAACAAACAAUGGGGCGCCUUCAUAUCUGCUGGCGCGACCAAGCCACCCUAGUCAGCCUGGACUUCCCCAAACAUUAACUGCUACAUUCAGCGGUUUGAUUCCUGGCAUACAGUAUAAUGUCAGGAUGAUAAUAAAAAUAAACAAUGGCAGUAAUUAUUUAUAUAGCGACUUGGCCACUUUUGAAACUAAAUGUCAAAGUUCUGCCCGUUACAGUGUUGUAGCUGCUGAAACGAGCUUGACAGUUGAGAAAGUCUCGAAUCCGGACGUGACUAAUCAUUGUCCAGAUAGCUGGUAUACUGCAGAAAUUUCUGCUGUGGCAUACCAAAAGAGACGAUCUGCAAGCACAUGGCCAGUCAUUCUGAGUGAUCUGCCACCAAAUACUAUGUUCGACGUCAAAGUAAUCGGCUUAGAUAAAAGUCAACAGUAUCAAACACAAGUGCAAACGUUGGAAGCCGCACCAUCGAAAGUUGAAAAUUUGAAAAUUGAUUCUUUGGGAAGUACAUCAGUUAGAAUAACUUGGGACAAACCGGCAUACCCCAACGGCAACAUAAAAACCUAUGAAAUUAGACUUUGGGUGGACUAUUACAGAGGCUGUAAGGAUAAAAAUCAACCACAGCCUUCGGAUUCCAAUAAUUAUGAGGCUAAAAUGACUGUCAUUCCUUUCUAUCAAACUUCUUAUAAAAUUGCAGACUUGAAACCUUAUGUCGGAUAUUUUGUAUAUGUGUCGGCUCACCAUUCCAAACGAGGAGAAGAAGCUUCAGUAGACUUUGAGACGAAAGGAAUGGAAAUUCCGUCUGAAAAAUUUAAGGACCUGAAGUUUAUGAAGGAAAAUUCGAGUCUGAUGUGGAAAGAUCCUGAUUGCAGCACUAUCACUGGCUCAAUUGCUGGGGCUCUAUUAAUUUUCACGGGACAAAGUCCUGGCGUCAAGAACUUUUACCAUACCGAAACAACAACUAAUUCAAAUUUUGAAUUAAAUACAUUAAUUUAUAGAAAGAUAGCUCUUCACGGCCUAGAGACCUAUGGAGUUCAAGUUUAUGUGACACGUGAUGCCAAUGGCAAACAAUAUCAUUCGAGAUUUUUUUCUUCAUUGAAUUUCACUACUCCUUCAAGUGCUCCGCCAAAAGUUGAGAAUUUGGAAAUUGUGGAAGUUGAUUCGGAAAAUCAUGUGACAACUCUUAGAUGGCAGAAGCCUUUGCCUCCAACGAAUGGUCAUAUCAGUUACUAUACUGUUUCGUUUUCUGAGAGUGGUCGAUCCAAGGGUUUCAAGGCAGGUGCAAAUGAUAUGUGUCCGUUAUGGGAAAAUUGGUUGUGUACAACGGUUCCUAAUACAGCACUGGAAUCCAAAUCUAUAGAGGUCACAGCGCAUAAUGAAGGAGUAGAGAAAGCUGGAGUAGGAUCCAAAAUAGAGAAUCGUCUACAAGAAAAAGAAGCCGAUGCGCCUGGCAAUAUCAUGUAUGAAAAUGUAGGAAAUGGCAUAAUAAAUGUCACAUGGAGUCACCCCUGGAAAACAGGAGGUCCGCUGACGAAAUUUAAUGUAACACUUAAAGUAAUAUCGACAAAUCUGUCAAAGCCGCUAUCGAAAGAAAAAACUGAAUUAUUCAGCACAAAACCAAUCACAAAACGCACUUACAAAACGAAAUAUAGCGAACUGAUGAACCUCCUACCAUCAACUUCAUACAGCAUCCAGAUUCGAGGGGUCGGUAAAAUCUACCCGGGAAAAGUGGCCCAAUUGAACAUCACCACCCAGUCAUCUUUCGCAUUUGAUGCAGUGCAGCCCCCUGUAGUCAAUGCUGAAGAAUCACAAAUCAUGAUUAUUAUACCAGCAAUUCUGAACGAUACAAUAACAAACAUUAUGGAUGUCGUAGUUAUCGGUCCACCGCGCUGCAAGGACAUCAAGAUGGUCAGUGAUAUUCUAGCAAAUGACUUGGACCUGGAUUCGUACACUGACGCCUGGUCUGUUGCUACAUUUGCAACGUCCAAGAAAGCCAACACUCCAUUCACAAUUGGAGACGGAAAACUUCAUUAUAAUCGUUACAAUAAUACCAAUUGCCAAGUCUUUGACGGCUCCUAUCGGAUUGCAUUCCUGGUGCGGGAUAGGGACAGCAGUAGUUCACCCAAAGUUGAGAAACCUCUCAGUUGGAAAUCGGACCCAAUUAAAAUUAGUAAUGAUGUAAUGAAGGCAGGGUCCCCUUUGAAAUGGAUACUGCCAUUGGUGUUGAUUGUGGUGAUCGUAUGUGGCAUUACCUGGUUUUAUUUCAGAAGAUACAGAAAGAAAGCGGUUAUGAAUGAAAGCGAUGAAAAAUCUCUCGACGAUUUACCUUUACCAGUGAUUCGCUCUCGGAAAUAUCCGCGAUCUCCGCGGAAUGGAACCUCCCUUUUAACGGGAAGCCAGGAGUCUAUCGAGGAAGUAUUCGAUGAGAUUCAAAGUCCAGGUUUAAUAUCAGAUAGUCAACAGACGGGUAAAAAGGGCAAGCGUUCAUCGCUUGUGAAGUUGAAUGAAUUCCACGAUUAUGUUAAGAACGGAAUUGCAUCGGGGGAACUGGUGGAACAGUAUGAUACAUUCCCGAGAGGGCAAACGAAAUCAUGGGAGUAUGGAAAACUUCCUCAAAAUAGGAUGAAGAACAGAUAUGCAAAUCUCAUAGCGUAUGAUGAAACGCGAGUGAAGCUCGAGAUGCUUCCCGACGAGCCCUUCUCUGACUACAUAAAUGCGAACUAUAUUCCGGGGUACAAGAAAACUAGAGCAUACAUCGCUACACAAGGCCCCAAGUCGAAUACACUCAACGAUUUCUGGCGGAUGAUUUGGCAAGAAAAGGUCCAAGUGAUUUGCAUGCUGGCCAACGUCAUGGAGGGCGGAAAGAAAAAAUGUGAGCAAUACUGGCCAGACAUUGGAAAGAAAUGUGAGUUUGGAGGUAUUACUGUGGAUAACAUAAGCCAUACCGUUUUCGCGGAUUACACGUUCCGAAUUUUCAAUAUGACAUGCGGUGAAGAAAAUCGGAAGGUGGAGCAUCUUCAUUACACAGCCUGGCCAGAUCACGGGGUACCCCUGUACACCCAAUCCGUGGUGACAUAUUUGAAAAAAUUGCUUGCAACAAGCACAGGCCAUGGACCUGUAGUCAUCCACUGCAGUGCAGGGAUUGGGCGAACAGGAACCAUCAUUUUAUGUGAUAUAUGUCUGCGGAGAGCUGCUGCUGAGGGUGUUGUUGACGUCUUCGCGGAGACCGAGGCAAUAAGAAGUCAAAGAGCAAACAUGGUUGACAACAAACAGCAAUACCUCCUCGCUCAUUUAACAUUAGUCGAGUGUUUGUUGACUUUACCAACGGCGAUCGCCUGUAACGAGAGCCUACCCGCUAAAAUUGAGGAAUAUAGACCACGACUGCUUCAUCAGCUACAGAGACUUAACGAGAGUGCUUGGCAGGACGAGGCCCUGCAAUCCUCAGCAUCGAAACCAAUCGAAAUAUCCAAAACAAAUAUCCCGAAAAAUCGUUACCCAGAAUUGGCUGCGGUUGUUGGCCAGAAAAUCUAUAUUUCGAGGUACCCCGCAACGGAUGCUGACAGUGAUUACAUGUUUGGCGUUUAUGUGGACAGCGCGAGGAACAGGAAUAAUUACAUUGCUUCGCAACUGCCAUUACCAUCCACCGUGACAGAUUUUUGGAGAAUGAUCGCUGAAUUUAAAAUUGAACUUGUUAUAGCUCUGCAGCCUCCUGAUAAGAAUGAUCCUACAUGCUGUGAAUUUGCAACAGGGAAUGAUGAUGAAAUUAAACCGACACCUUUCUUAACUCUGAGAAGGAAAAAUGUAAUUGAGGAAGACAUCUGCACAAGCCAAAAAAUGUUGUUAACCGAUUCUUCAGCCAAACCUCCGCGGGAACAGCCAGUUACUGUUUUAUCUCUGAAAGGCUGGCAACCGGGGGAGAAAAAACCGCCCCCGCAACCAAUAACUCUGGUCGAUUUUUGGCAAUACGCCGAGAGAAUCUCCAGGGGCGAUGGACCCACCCUUGUUCUAUGCCAUGAUGGGGUCACCAAUUGUGGUCUCUAUUUGGCGCUCAGUUUCUUGCUGGAAAGAAUGGGAUUGGAACGGGAGUGUGACGUUUGUUUGGCCAUUCGAGCUAUGAGGAGAUCGAGGCCGGAUUUCUGUAAAACUCUGGACCAUUUGGAAUAUUUGUACGACGCCGCUGUUGUUUAUGCUGACUAUUUUGAGACCUACGCGAAUUUUACCUAAUUAUUGUGAUGAAAAAUAUGCACUUAUGUGAAUUGCGGUGGAUGGAUUCUGUAACUUCUAUUUUAUUCAGAUUUAAUUAUGUAGACUGUUAAAAAUUUCUUGAAAGUUCAGUCACAUCGUCAUUUGAACUUCCGAUGUUGUGAAGUUAAAUUCAAUUUCAAAUGAGAGUCACUCGAAUAUUCACAAAAUUCACUAAUUCACUAAUUCAAUGAAAAAAUAUCCUGAAAUUUCAUGUAACUGUGUCGUUGUUAAAAAUAUACAUAACAAUCAACAAGUAUUAUAGCUAAACGUUCAGCCACGGAAAA